This is a messenger RNA of Loxodonta africana (African savanna elephant), 5823 nucleotides long. It is a transcript of the gene MRPL55, whose product is annotated as mitochondrial ribosomal protein L55. Gene Ontology annotation, biological process: translation. NCBI's taxonomy places the organism in Eukaryota, Metazoa, Chordata, Mammalia, Proboscidea, Elephantidae. Gene Ontology annotation, molecular function: structural constituent of ribosome. Gene Ontology annotation, cellular component: mitochondrial large ribosomal subunit. The transcript has 6 exons. Bases 503 to 886 code for a protein of 127 amino acids. The record is from RefSeq and is a predicted model, not a curated record.
GCCGCGGAUGACGUCGCAGGCGUGGCCGCUGGCGUACUCCGUGCGUUGACUCUGCUGUGACCCUGUGAGUGGAUUUGGCCCUGUCACUUCUUGUCCCACCUGACAAGUGGGGGUCCGGACUGCUGGUCCUCGGGGUCCCUUCCGGGGCGACAGUGACGGUCGCAGGACAGCUUCCCUGACUCCUUAACACCCAGGCUCUAACCCACCAGAAUCUGCUGGCCCCGGCCACGUACUGAGAGUCUUUGGGAGUAGAACCCGGGCAUCUCUUCUUUCAAAAAACUCUCAGCAGGUCACACACCAGGGCCAGGGCUUGCCUCCACAUGCCACGGGGAUUCCAAGGAGGAAUGGCAGCUGUGGGUAGCCUAGCUGGGAACCUGGCCCAUUGCCUUCGAGUCGAUUCCGACUUGUGGCAGCCUGUAGUAGGCUGCUUUCACGUUCAGCAUCACUGCCUUCUGCACGGUGCUUCCUGCGUAGCCAGCACCUGAGGCUUCUCCCUCCACUGAUGACAGGGAUCCUCCCUCCUGUUUCCCACAGCCUGCUGCGGCAGAGUCUCACGAAGAGAGCCGCCCCUUCGUCCUGCCACCUGCACACAUCCCAUGGGUGGGCUGACUGCCAGAGGGCCUCAUUGACGCGGCUGUACAGGCAGGCCUAUGCACGCCUCUACCCUGUGCUCCUGGUCAAGCAGGAUGGCGCCACCAUCCACAUCCGCUACAGGGAGCCACGGCGACUGCUCGCGAUGCCUAUAGACCUCGACUGCCUGUCUCCUGAAGAGAGAAGGGCUCGCUUCUGGAAACGUGAGGCCAAGUUCAGAGAAAAGAAGGAGGAGCUGGACCUCCAAGACGACUUUGAUGUGGAACGGUACAAACAGUUUUGGACCAAAAAGUGACCACUCCUCGGACUGUUUCAGGAAGGAAGUCGUGCAGAUGGGCCGGGGUGUCUUCUCCCAGUGACGAUGUCUGUUUUCACAAGUAUAAGUUAGAAACCCACUACCACCUCGCUUUGGUGUCUGCUCCUUCUCGUUCUGCUCUUCCAGCAGGCUGAGCCACCCUGCCCUGCAGAGCACCGUGUGAGGCUCCCUGAUGCUGGGAGCCUGCCCCCAGGCUGUGAGCCUGGGGCACUGGGAAAGGCACAUUCCACGGGAGGGGCUCAGCUGCUGUUUGUCGACUCCCACUUGGGUCUGCAGCAUUUUGCAGUUUAAAUUGACAGGGCUUGUCACGGAGUCAGAAACCCUGGUGGCGUAGUGGUUAAGUGCUAUGGCUGCUAACCAAAGGGUCAGCAGUUCAAAUCCGCCAGGCGCUCCUUGGAAACUGGGGGCAGUUCUACUCUAUCCUACAGGAUCACUAUGAGUCGGAAUCGACUCGACAGCACUGGGUUUGGUUUUUUGGUUUGGUCACGGAGUCUGUGACCUGCCUCCUUUCAGUUCCAGGGGUUGGUUUCACACAGACCCCAGCUUCCUCCAAGACCCGAGGAAGCAGUUUCCAGCUGUUCCAGCUGUGGCACUACUCUGCCCAGGCCUGGGGGCUGGUGUCCUGGGCCUGGCUGAGCCCUGGCCCUCAGGCUGCUUGCAGACCUGGAGAGCCUUACAGGCCACUGGCAUGGCUGGGACGUGGAGAUGGCCAUCUGUCAGAGGUUGCCCUGCGGUCUGCUGUGCCUGAAUGUAGCUGCCUUCCCGCGAGGUGGCCACGUGUAGAAGGUGGCUGAGGAGAGUGCCCAGCCAACAAGCUGCUCACUUGCCAUCUGACGAGGCUGCUGCUUUCACCACUCUACCUCUUCCCAACCCUCCUGUUCCUCCAUCGCCUCCAUGAGGAGACACACCAAUAGCCACAGCUUUUGUCCCCAUAAUGGGCCUCUCAGACCCCUCACUGCAGCGAGUCCCCGUCUCAGUGUCGGCAGGGCUCCCUGACCAUCUCCAUCCCUGACCUUUACAGCCAGACUCUACAUGGGCUGUGUCCACUUGCUGUCCUGCUGCUUUCUUCAGACUUUCAGCCCAAUCCCUCUGACACUGCUCUUGCCAGGGUCACAGGCAACCUCCGCAUUGCUCAGCCCAAAGGUCAGUUUGCAGCCCUCAUCUCCACAGGGCAGCCCCUCGGUUAUCUUACCCAGUCUCUGAGCUUCUAAAGCUCUCUGCACUGGCAACUCCCAAAUGUGCACCUGCAGCCUGGGCCCCCGCCUUGCACCCUUCCCCGCUCAGCACCUCUUCGAGGAGGUAGAGGCCACCUCUGGCUCACUGGUCUGCGCUGAGUCCCUUCUCAUCAGGGGCAGCUCAUCCUCACAGCGGCUCAGCCCACUGCAGGGGAACCAUCCUUGGCUGUCAUCCCACAUCUGUCUACCGGCAAACCUAGACCUUCGGCACACCCCACAUCUUGUCCAUUAUCCAUUUUCAAACCCUACAGCUCUGCCUUCAUGAUACGUCCAGUGCCUGCCACAGCCCUACCCCAUAUCCACGCCUACCCCUGGUCUUACCCAGUGUCACCCGAGGCCCACCACGGCCCUGUUCCACAUCCACGCCUGCCCCUGGUCUUCGUACCUGUCAACCGGGGUCCACCACAGCCCGGUUCCACAUCCAUGCCUGCCCCUGGUCUUCCCUGCUGUCACCUGGGGCCCACCACAGCCCUGCUAACAUCCACUCCUGCUGUCUGGUCUUCUGCACUGUCACCCGGGGCCCACCAAGGUGGCCUCCUCCCCAGGCUCCUUGCUUCCAUCCAAUGCCUCCAGCAUGUUCUUCACGCCUGCCAGCAGGAGCCUUUCCCUGUGGGUCACCACGUACUCCUGUUCCCUCUCACUCUGGAGGAAAGCCCUAGUCCCUGCUAUGGCCUUGGGUCCUGCACCAUCACCUUACCACCAAGCAUCCUUGCUGUUUCUCACUGUAGCCUCUGCGUGCAAUCCUCUUCCUGCCUGCUGGCUCCCCGUCCUCCCUUCCAGCUCUCUGCUCAGACUUGGUCCACAGCACUUCUUAUCCCCUGGGUGACAGUAUGUAUUUACACGUGUGGUGUGUCUCCAGCACCUGGCGCAGUGCAUGAGAGGUGCUCCAUAGGCAUUGACUGAAUGAACGAAUGAGUGAAUGAAAGAAAAAGGGGCUGAGGCUGCACAUGUCGAACUGACCUGGGCCCUGAGUGCAAAAACUGGGCUUGUUGGAAUCCGCUGGGUACCUAUUUUUCAUAUAACAUUAUUGAAUAUAAUGCAAGAAAAGAUGUAUUUACAUGUAUAGGAAAUAAGCCAAGUGGACCAAUCCUGCAUGUCAGCUCUCCAGUCGUUCACACAGUGAACAGAGCCAGUGCAUGGCAGCACCUCACACCCCUGUCCUCCUGCCCCUCUGACCCCAGGGUUACCACUGCUGACAUCUGACAGCAUGAGUCAAUUCCAGCGGCUCAGACGAAUAUGACCAGGUCCAACUGUGCUGCAGACAGGCCACUCGAGAGGAAGGGGUGGCAAUAGGUGAGCCGGGAGAGGGACAGUCAGGGCUUCCACACCGGCGGGCAGUGAUGCUGUCUGAACGGGAGCCUUGGAGAGGGGCAUGCCGGUGGUAUUAGAUACAAGGUGUUGAAGGUGGAGAGGCCCCGGGGCAGGUCUGCUGUUGCAGGGACUUGUCUGAUGCCACCAGAGUGGACAGGGCCGCCAGGGACAGUGGCAUAGUGGCAUAUCAGGAGAACAGCUUAGGGGAGAGUUGGCUUUCUCUGGGCCACGCAUGAGGAAACAAAGGCCCAAAGGUGAUCUGGCAGUAGUACAAGGCGGACCAUCAGUAUCUCUAACUCUUACUGUAUUACACAGGGAGACCCCAAAAUUAAAGGGCAAGCAAGGAUGUCUGAGAAGGUGAGGCCAGAGAAGUAGGAAGGGCGGCUUGGAGCAGGGUGAAACAGUCUGGUAGCCUCUCAUAACUGCACAUUCCUUCCCCAGCCUUAUUGUGCCUGUGAUGUCACAAAUUGCACAACUGAGUCCAUCACCCAGUGCCGUCGAGUUGAUUCUGACUCAUAGCGACCCUAUAGGACAGAGUAGAGAACUGCCCCAUUGAGUUCCCAAGGAGCACCUGGCGGAUUUGAACUGCCAACCCUUUGGUUAGCAGCCGUAGCGCUUGACCACUGUGCCACCAUGGUUUUCUGAGCCCAUCAAGCUCCUGAUUAAUUGGUGGCGUAAUGACCGGGACUCACUGGGAAACCCACAAAUGUUUAAUGACUGACAAGGGGCAGGAGUAGGUUGUGCGCAUGUGGAUGGAUGGGCGUGGAUGUCUGCAUGUGUCUAGGUGCACAGUGUACUCUGCACUUACUGAUACCAAGGACGUGCAGCACACAGUUUACAAAUAGCAACGACGCAACGAUACUCGUUACCGUAAAUUCCGUACAACUACCUGAUUCUCAGAAUACUUUUGUUGGUUGUCACCAAACUCUUGUAUACACAGCCAACCUAUGGUUUUAAUUCACCACAAUUUGGCAAAUAAAGUAGCGUCCUAAUCCCCUAAAUGUGUUAUCAUUGAAUCUCAUAUGUCACCUACCGUUAAACUAUGGUGAUCAAUGAGAUGUUUUACACAGAAAUAUUUUUAAAUGAUUGUUUUCAUUCUGCUGUUGACAGUUGCAACUAAUGAUUUUACAGUUCCAAAUGAAGAUUUUUAGGAAUAUUUUCCAACAGCUUUGUAGUUACUUCAGAUUUUCUUCUCAGCAUUGCCCCAUCAGAACAAAAUACAAUGAGGUUUGUUUUUGAAUAUUCAUUAUUAAAGCCACAGUAAUUGAUGGUAAACCAUAGUGUACUGAAACCAUAAUCCACUGUGGUGGAUACCAGCUCUUUUAAAGCAACAAAUAAGCUGACUGGCGGAGGCAGGCACUGGCCGAACUGGGCACUGGAGUGUAGUCACGAAAUGCCUGGUGGUUCAAGUACCACGUCUGCCGUUCCCUUCUAUGAUACCUUUAAUUAUCUUCAUCUUAAUUCUUGUGAUUUGUCCUGUUACUCUUGCUCUACUGAACAGCUGACCUUUCCAGUUCUCUUGAAAUCUUAUUGCCCCUCAAUGCCAGGUAAAGCCUAUUAUGUUUUACUAAACCAUGAACCGUAUUAAAAACUUCUAUGGUAGCAUCAGUAUUUUAUUUAGUUUAUACGCUGAACUGGGAAUUGAACCAUUUAUUUUACAAAUCUUGAACUUUAGCAUGGGUUUUAGAAACAAAAUAUUCCUUACCUCUUUGUUCGCAGAGAACCUGCCUAGUGCCUACUGCCAUUUGGAGUUACCAGGUAAAUGCCACACGCUUUUCCCUGUCACUCUUAAAUGCUGAAUGGUUGCACAAUUCUUACAGCCUAAUUUACCUUCUUGGAUUUCAAGCCGCUGAUAUAUUUCUGUAAACAUAAAUGCUUGCUUUUUAUUCCAUCUAUCUGGACGUCCAAGAUUAUUUCUUCCUUUGAAUAGCACGAUGAUUUUUCUCCAGAGAUGGGCUGUCCACCAGAUUAGAUGUGGCAGUCUGCUUCUGUAACGAAUACACCCUUGGAAACCCUAUGGGAUAGUCCUGCUCUGUCCUACAGGGUCACUAUGAGUUAGAAUCGACUAAGCGGCAGUGUUUUUUUCUUAUUACUUUCUGUCACUGUUUUCACCUUUUUCACGUUAAAAAAACUUAUAUCGCUGUCAUUUUGGCAUCUUAGGGAUCAGAUUCUGAAAUACAAUUUUUGUGUUAUUAGCUGGCGGUCAAGCCUCCCGGCCACCCCAUGCUACAGAGCAGAACUGCUUCACAGGAUUUUCUUGGCUGUAAUCUUCACGCAGCCGUGGUGACACAACAGUUAAGCGCUCGGCUGCUAACGGAAAGGCUAGCGGUUCUAACCCCCGCAGCGGGGAGAAAGACCCCAGCGCCGUGC